AUGGGACAGCGCCUGAUCUGCUGCCUCGAUGCGCCCAGCGCCCUGCAGCCGCCGCCGCUCCUCCCGGUGAGACGGAAACUCCUGCUGCUCUGCAUCAUGCUCUUCCUUUGGCUCUACAUGUUCUACUCGUGCGCCGGCUCUUGCGCCUCAGUGCCCGGCCUCGCGGGGAGGCCCGCUGCCGGGGCUGGGGAGGCUGCCGCCACCGCUGGAGCGCACGGAGAGGGUCUCCAGGUGCUUUCCAAGUUGCUGCGCCGGGCGCCUUCCGGAGGAGCCAAGGGGCUGGCGGGUUCCGCCGCGGCUUCCCCCUCGGAGCCGCGAGAGGAGCAGAGCGCGGCCCCCGACCCCACCAGCCCCAUCUCCAGCUUCUUCAACGGCUCCGGCACCAAGAAGCUGCCGCAGGCCAUCAUCAUCGGGGUGAAGAAGGGCGGCACGCGGGCGCUGCUGGAGUUCCUGCGGGUGCACCCCGACAUCCGGGCCGUGGGGGCCGAGCCCCACUUCUUCGACCGCAACUACGAGCAGGGCUUCGCCUGGUACAGAGACCUGAUGCCCAGAACCCUGGAUGGACAGAUCACCAUGGAGAAAACCCCUAGCUACUUCGUCACCAAGGAAGCACCUGCUCGAAUCUCUGCCAUGUCGAAGGGCACCAAGCUCAUCGUGGUGGUGCGGGAUCCCGUGACCCGAGCCAUCUCCGAUUACACGCAGACUCUCUCGAAGAAGCCCGAUAUCCCCACCUUUGAGAGCCUGACCUUCAAAAACAGGACUACAGGCCUGAUCGACACCUCGUGGAGCGCCAUCCAGAUCGGCAUCUACGCCAAGCACCUGGAGAACUGGCUCCUCUACUUCCCCAUUGGGCAGAUCCUCUUCGUCAGCGGGGAGAGGCUGAUCAGCGACCCUGCCGGGGAGCUGGGCAGGGUCCAGGACUUUCUGGGCCUUAAGAGGAUCAUCACGGACAAACACUUCUACUUCAACAAAACCAAGGGCUUCCCCUGCCUGAAGAAAGCUGAAGGCAGCAGCAAACCCCACUGCCUGGGGAAAACGAAAGGCAGGACCCACCCCAAUAUAGACAGGGAGGUGGUGCAGAGACUGCGGGAGUUCUACAGGCCUUUCAACAUGAAGUUCUACCAGAUGACUGGGCACGACUUCGGCUGGGACUGA
Molecule: messenger RNA, 1155 nt
Organism: Emys orbicularis (European pond turtle)
Lineage: Eukaryota; Metazoa; Chordata; Testudines; Emydidae
Gene: HS3ST3B1
Product: heparan sulfate-glucosamine 3-sulfotransferase 3B1
Exons: 2
Coding region: 1-1155 (384 amino acids)
Molecular function (GO): [heparan sulfate]-glucosamine 3-sulfotransferase activity
Source: RefSeq, a predicted model, not a curated record